Molecule: messenger RNA, 1305 nt
Organism: Drosophila subobscura
Lineage: Eukaryota; Metazoa; Arthropoda; Insecta; Diptera; Drosophilidae
Exons: 2
Coding region: 42-1283 (413 amino acids)
Source: RefSeq, a predicted model, not a curated record
AUAUAGCUCAUAAUUUAAAGAUUGUUGAUCUUGCAUACAACAUGCUUUCUUCGGUCAGUUCGAUUGUGCUAACUGGAAUUCAUCCUAUAUAUAUUGAGCUUGAGCCCAACAAUUGGCUUUGUAAUUGCGAACUUUUAUCCUUGAUAAAUUACGUCGCUAAAAACUCUAGGAUCUUUAUAAACGUACCUUAUUGUCGCAUGCCCUACCAUUUUUUUGGUAUACUCUUUAACGACCUGAACAGCAGUGAAAUAAAUUGUUCUUUGCCUAAUGAACCUAUGAUUACAACACAGAAAAUAUAUGUUUCAACCACGACUGAGAAACUGACUCAUACUACUGCAGGCAGCCAAGAAGAUCUUUUGCCGCGAACUACAAUUGGGAGUGGUAAAUACACUAGCUCUUACACAAAUGAAUAUUCUUACGGUCCUAUAAUACAGUUAAGUUGCUCUGAGGCGAUUGAUUUAAAUGAAAGUGUAAGUCACGAAGCACAGAGAGACUUAAACACAGAUGAAGUCGAGCAAAAUCAGUCAAACUAUGCCAAUAACUUUUUUGUUUUCCAACCCCCCGCAUAUGACCUUUAUUUGGAGUUAUCUGAUGACCUUAGUGUACAAGUACGGAUUGAUAAUUAUAAUGAUGUAGACCAGCUAAACAUUAUUUGGUUCACAGAAAUGUUUGAUGGUAAUAAAGAUGUUCGUGAUGUAGACUCCUCAUACAGCUGUGUGCAAUAUUCUGCGCCGUUUUUAACGAUUCCCCUUUAUGGAAAUCAUACCUAUGCUUUUUGUAUGAUGCCAACUGAAAACGUAGCUAUUUCCCCGCUCUUAACUCAUAAUGCGACGAAUUUUGAUCAGAACAGUAAUAAGCAGUUUUCGGUCGCAAUGCUGGGGUUAAUUUUUUUUCUUUCUACCAUUUUUGGUGCAAUAAUUGCAUAUCUUAGUAUCAAAGUAUACCCAGAUCUUUUAGAAGGCUCAAAUAAAGUAUUAAUAAUCAAGAAGUUGGAUAAAACGUGCUAUAUAUCAACCAUAGCAGAAUCGGAAUACACACUAGAUGCAUCAAACCGAAAACACGUUGGUGCACAACUUGGCAGUGAACCUCUGCAUCUUUACUCAGAAGAAACUGAUGUUGACACUGGACGUGUUCUCGACAUCGUUUAUAAAGCGGACGAGUAUGAAAUGCCUAAAGAUCUUGUUUAUUCAUUAAAAGAGUAUAGUGAUCUCAGUUUGGGAAGUAAAUUUGCCAUUCCACCACCAUUACCAAAGCGUAAUUCUAACAAUUUAUUAUUAAAUUAAAUCAAGGAAUUAUAUAAGUUAA